AUGUUCAACCAGUUCACCCCCUUCGACAUCCCCGUCGAACAAGACGUAACCAUCCACGGCAUCCACGGCGGCUCUGGACCGCCGCUUCUACUUCUCCAUGGCUUCCCGCAGACGCAUCACAUCUGGCACCGGGUCGCCGACGAACUGGCCAAGAACUACUACAUUGUCGCAAUUGAUCUGCGCGGAUACGGACACUCGUCCAAGCCCGACGGCGGCGAGGGACAUGUGCGAUACGGCAAGAAAGCCAUGGCCCGCGACGCAGUGCAGGUAAUGGACGCGCUUCUAGCGAACCGGUCUGAAGGCAACCAAUUCUACAUCUGCGCACACGAUCGAGGCGCACGAGUCGCCCACCGGCUCUGCGUGGAUUACCCCUCGCGCGUGAAAAGGUGCAUUUUGCUGGACAUCUGCCCGACAUUGGCAAUGUAUUCGCAGACCACCGAGGCCUUUGCCCGGGGCUAUUUCCACUGGUUCUUCCUCAUCCAGGCGGCGCCCUUGCCGGAGUGCUCAAUCGCGACGAAUCACAGGGCAUGGGUGGAUAUGUUCAUGGGUGGCCGGCAUGCUGGCCUCAAGGCGUUUGCGCCCGAGUGUCUUGCGGCGUAUGAGGCCAAUUUGGCGGAUGAGCGCACUGUGCAUGCUAUGUGUGAGGAUUAUCGGGCUGCAGCGACGCUGGAUAUGAGAGAGGCAGAGGCCGAUGUUGUGGAGGGCCGGAAGGUGCAGUGUCCGUUGAGGGUGCUUUGGGGCGCGCAUUCGACCGUGGCCAAGUGUUUUGAUGUGCUUGCUGAGUGGCGCAAGGUGUCGAGUGCGUCUGUGGAUGGGAGGGCUGUUGAUUCGGGGCAUUAUAUUCCGGAGGAGGCGCCGGGCGAGGUUAUUGCGAAUGUUCUUGAAUUUUUUUUUUGA
Molecule: messenger RNA, 897 nt
Organism: Talaromyces atroroseus
Lineage: Eukaryota; Fungi; Ascomycota; Eurotiomycetes; Eurotiales; Trichocomaceae
Exons: 1
Coding region: 1-897 (298 amino acids)
Molecular function (GO): hydrolase activity
Source: RefSeq, a predicted model, not a curated record